Messenger RNA from Hydra vulgaris (swiftwater hydra), 1091 nucleotides. RefSeq names its product ras-related protein Rab-3C. Gene Ontology annotation, biological process: regulation of exocytosis; protein localization to plasma membrane; protein secretion. NCBI's taxonomy places the organism in Eukaryota, Metazoa, Cnidaria, Hydrozoa, Anthoathecata, Hydridae. Gene Ontology annotation, molecular function: GTP binding; myosin V binding; GTPase activity. The record is from RefSeq and is a predicted model, not a curated record. Gene Ontology annotation, cellular component: plasma membrane; synaptic vesicle; endosome.
AACGAAGAAAAAUGUUUGAAAUAAAAUUUUUAUUAUUGUUGAAGUAAUUUUAAAAACAAAAAAUUUAAAGUAUAAUGCUUGGCUGCAAGUUUUUAAUGUUUAUUUUUGUGAGUCCUAUGAGUCCGUAAAUAAUGAGCCAACGUCUUUCAAAAAAUACUUUUAAAACAAGGAAUCAAAUCAAAGAGUCUAAUGAUAAUUGUGUUACUAAAAUCAAUAUUUUUCUAGUUGGAAGUCGAAAAGUUGGAAAAACAAGUUUAAUAUUCCGCUAUGCAACGAAUAUGUUUUCGGAAACGUAUUUCCCAACUAUUGGAGUAGAUACAAAAGUUGUGGAAGUAGAAACCCACGAUGGAAAACGAGUAGCCGUUACUUUUUGGGACACACCUGGAGAUGAUGCAGUUCGACAAAAUUCAAACAAAGAAUUGUACAGCCGAGCAUCAGGAUUCCUUCUGCUUUACGACGUUAACAACGUGGAGUCAUACAACGCAGUAUAUGAUUGGAUGAGAUUAAUUGAAAAUAAUGCGUUAGAAAACGCACAAGUGGUUGUCAUUGGAAACAAAACAGAUUUGAGGGAUUCAAAUAAUCCAGCUAUUACAAAAGAUGAUGGCGUUCACAUGGCAUCUUGUUACAACGCAAAAUUCAUGGAAACCAGCGUUUACACAAAAAAAAAUAUUAAUAAAACGAUCAAAAGAAUGGUCACAAAUAUUUGUAACGAAAAAUAAUUUCGUAUACAAAGUUGAGAACAAAAUGUGUCGAUAUUAUGUUUGUUUUACAAAUCGCCUGUCGAUAACCAAGCCGUAUGUCCGUUUUUUGUGUUUCCGAGGAAAUCAAGUUUUAAAAUUUAAUUUAUAAAAACUUUCUGUAAGAAUGUCCGACUAAUUUAUAAAUAUUUUAAAAAGUUGUAUCGUUCUUGAGGCUAGAUUUAUUGGACACAUACUCCAUUGAUUAUUGACGGCCUCUUGGUUCUCGGCUGACGAUAUUGUAGAGUUUUGUUUAUUAUUUAACUACUUUCUGUACGCACCUAAUAUUUAAACUUCCUUUGAAAGUUGAACAUUUUAAAUAUAAAUUAAAUACCGAAUAAAUCUCAUUUUACA